AGGACAAGACCGGCAAAGAAAUGCGGAAAAAACACAGAUGUCAGCAAUGCCAGAAGGCUUUCCACAACCUGAAGCAACUAAAGAGUCAUCAAAAAAGUCACACUGAAGAAAGACUGUACAGCUGUGAUCAGUGUGAGAAAACAUACAAAACAGUACGCACGCUAAAUGUUCAUAAGAAAACGCACAGUGGAGAAAAACCACAUAUGUGUCAGGAGUGCGGCAGUGAAUUUAUCUCAUUGAGAAACUUAUCGACUCACAUUCAAUGGUAUCACACUGGAGAGAGACCGCACCAUUGUCAGCAAUGUGACAAAGGGUUUGUGACCCAAGGAGAAUUAAAGAAUCAUCAGAGGGUUCACACAGGAGAAAAGCCCUACAGCUGCAGUGAGUGCGGGAAAAGUUUUUCAUGGCUUUCGAGUCUUGUCUAUCACCAGCGCAUCCGCACUGGGGUGAAACCGUUCACCUGUGUGGAGUGUGGAAGGAGUUUCACUCUACUAUAUAAUUUAAAGGUCCACAAGAACAUCCACACAAAAGAAAUGAUUUUCUCCUGUGAGCAGUGCGGUAAAGAUUUCUCUUCAUCAUCUAACCUUAGAAGGCAUGUUGUUAUGCAUACCGGGGAGAAAUCACACAGAUGUGACCAGUGUGGGAGAAGAUUCAGCUUGAGGCAACACCUGAGACGCCACACACGUAUUCACACUGGAGAAAAACCAUACAAGUGCAGACACUGCGACAAGACUUUUAGUUCACAGGGUAACCGCACAGCACAUGAACGCAUCCACACUGGAACGAAACCGUACAGCUGUGGGGAGUGUGGGAAGAGUUUCACUCAAAUAGAUACUUUAAAGGUGCACAGGAACCGCCACACAAAAGAAAUGCUUUUCUCCUGCGAGCAGUGCGGGAAGGUCUUCACUUCUCGUGGCGCAUUUAAUUAUCAUAAAAGGAUCCACCGAAAGAAACAGCAAUAAUGUGAACUUUGCGGAAAAAGAUUUGAAGGAAUACAAAGUCACUGCUGUACUCUCACUGAAAAUACAACCUGAAAGUGUAAAAACGCUGUAAACAAACCUUCAUUAUGCAGUUGUUAUGUCAACAUACUUCGUCUUUCCUGUUUGCUUGUU
Messenger RNA from Haplochromis burtoni (Burton's mouthbrooder), 1112 nucleotides. Its product is annotated as zinc finger protein 239. Gene Ontology annotation, cellular component: nucleus. Gene Ontology annotation, biological process: regulation of transcription by RNA polymerase II. Gene Ontology annotation, molecular function: RNA polymerase II cis-regulatory region sequence-specific DNA binding; DNA-binding transcription activator activity, RNA polymerase II-specific. The record is from RefSeq and is a predicted model, not a curated record. NCBI's taxonomy places the organism in Eukaryota, Metazoa, Chordata, Actinopteri, Cichliformes, Cichlidae.